CAUAAAAAUAUCAUUACUAAGAACUUUCUGAUUCCACCAUACUUCACCAUCAGUUUGAUGAUAUCUUAAACCUAAACCCUAAACGACGCCGUACGAUGAAUCUAUCACUUAGCGGUAGAAAGAUUGCCAUGACACGUGUUUCGGCGGAAACUCAAUAUAUCACUCCCAUCGGAUCACCAACGCUCGACGAGUUGCUGAAAGACUGCGACAGUUUCCGAAAAGGAGAUUCCGGCGACGGCGUAAAAAGCGACGAUCCGGCCCAUCACAUAAUAGAUGUCGAAGCCUUCUAUGUAAAACCUGUUCCGUACGUCUUAGCCUUUAACAAUCUUGAAUACGAUGUCGUACUACGACGUCGUUUUGAUUUCUCCCGGCGAAGAAACUCCGCUUCCGUGAAGACUCUACUCGGUGGUGUUUCCGGCGAGGCUUGUGACGGCGAUAUCCUCGCCGUUCUUGGUGCAAGUGGAGCAGGGAAAUCAACGUUGAUCGAUGCAUUAGCGGGGAGAGUUGCGGAGGGAAGCUUGAGAGGCACGGUAACUCUAAACGGAGAGAAAGUUUUGCAAUCUCGAUUGUUGAAAGUGAUCUCGGCGUAUGUGAUGCAAGACGAUCUUCUUUUUCCGAUGCUCACCGUUAAAGAAACCCUAACUUUCGCUUCCGAGUUUCGUCUCCCGAGAAGUUUGUCUAAGUCGAAGAAGAUGGAGCGUGUUGAAGCCCUAAUUGAUCAAUUAGGGCUAAGAAACGCGGCGAACACGGUAAUCGGAGACGAGGGACACCGUGGAGUCUCUGGAGGAGAAAGACGGCGUGUUUCAAUCGGAAUCGAUAUUAUCCACGAUCCUAUCGUCCUGUUUCUCGACGAACCAACGUCGGGAUUGGAUUCCACUAACGCGUUUAUGGUGGUGCAAGUUUUGAAACGAAUUGCUCAAAGUGGCAGUAUCGUAAUUAUGUCGAUCCAUCAACCUAGUGCUCGAAUAGUGGAGUUGCUUGAUCGCCUUAUCAUCUUAUCUCGUGGCAAAAGUGUGUUCAAUGGAUCUCCGGCUAGUCUUCCCGGAUUCUUCUCCGACUUCGGACGACCGAUCCCGGAGAAAGAGAACAUCACAGAGUUUGCACUUGAUUUAGUUAGAGAGCUCGAAGGAUCCAAUGAAGGAACUAAAGCUUUAGUAGACUUCAACGAAAAGUGGCAACAAAACAAGCUCAGUCUCAUCCAAUCUGCUCCACAAACGAAUAACCUCGAGCCAGACCGCGCAUUAUCUUUAAAAGAAGCCAUCAAUGCAAGUGUUUCUAGAGGCAAACUAGUCUCAGGCUCAUCUAGAUCCAAUCCCACUUCGAUGGAAACAGUAUCUUCAUACGCAAACCCGUCGUUGUUCGAAACAUUCAUCUUAGCCAAACGGUACAUGAAAAACUGGAUCCGGAUGCCCGAGCUAGUAGGAACGCGGAUCGCUACCGUAAUGGUGACUGGUUCUCUCUUAGCCACCGUGUAUUGGAAGCUAGACCACACUCCAAGAGGAGCACAAGAGAGAUUGACCUUGUUCGCAUUCGUCGUGCCCACAAUGUUCUAUUGUUGUUUAGACAAUGUCCCCGUUUUUAUCCAAGAACGAUACAUUUUCUUAAGAGAGACAACACACAACGCGUACAGAACAUCUUCAUAUGUCAUAUCUCACUCUCUAGUGUCUCUUCCUCAGCUCAUUGCCCCUUCCUUAGUAUUUUCCGCGAUCACAUUCUGGACGGUUGGAAUGAGCGGCGGAUUAGAGGGUUUCUUCUUUUAUUGCCUCCUGAUCUAUGCCUCCUUUUGGUCUGGAUCUUCCGUUGUCACCUUCAUAUCAGGUGUUGUUCCGCAUAUCAUGUUAUGUUACAUGGUUGCCAUUACCUAUCUUGCCUACUGUUUACUGUUGAGUGGAUUCUAUGUCAACCGAGAUCGAAUACCGUUUUACUGGACAUGGUUUCAUUACAUUUCAGUGCUCAAGUAUCCCUAUGAGGCUGUCUUGAUGAACGAGUUUGAUGACCCGUCUCGUUGUUUUGUUAAGGGAGUCCAGGUUUUCGACAGUACUCUUCUCGGAGGAGUGUCUGAUUCCGGGAAGGUUAAGCUUCUUGAAACUCUCAGUAAUUCUCUGAGAACGAGGAUAACGGAGUCCACAUGCUUGAGGACUGGGUCUGACUUACUUGCACAGCAAGGUAUCACUCAAUUGAGCAAGUGGGAUUGCUUGUGGAUUACGUUUGCUUCGGGUCUCUUCUUUAGGAUCUUAUUUUACUUCGCCUUGCUGUUCGGGAGCAGGAAUAAGAGGACGUGAAGGUUACUAUCCCCCACAAAUACAUGUGUGCGCUUUAGCUACAUAUUUAAGUGAAGCUUGAAGAAUUAGCUUCUCGAUGUUAUAUAGGUUUGUGAUCAAGUUGUAAAAUUUAUAUUCGUUUCAUCUUUGUUUCUUUUAAAGAAUAUACUGUAAAAUAAAACACGUAUUUUUCU
Molecule: messenger RNA, 2455 nt
Organism: Arabidopsis arenosa
Lineage: Eukaryota; Viridiplantae; Streptophyta; Magnoliopsida; Brassicales; Brassicaceae
Source: the annotation of a GenBank genome assembly